Macadamia integrifolia is the source of this 953-nucleotide messenger RNA. RefSeq names its product ferredoxin C 1, chloroplastic. Bases 262 to 714 code for a protein of 150 amino acids. The transcript has a single exon. Gene Ontology annotation, molecular function: iron-sulfur cluster binding. The record is from RefSeq and is a predicted model, not a curated record. Lineage: Eukaryota; Viridiplantae; Streptophyta; Magnoliopsida; Proteales; Proteaceae.
UUUUAGUGGCACGAUAUUGGUCGCUGCCAAUCAGCUCCCAGAAAAAAAACGAACGAAACAACCGAUACGGUCAUAGCCGAUGUUGAUAAAAAAGUGGCCGAUACAGGCGAUCCGAUACCUAAAACCUUGCACAAAGGCAACCAGCAACCUUAUCCUCCUCAAGAACUCAAACGCUAUUGACCACACAGGCUCUGCCUCGAUCUAAAACGAAGAAACACAGUCCCUCCGUCCCCGGUCAUUGCCUCAGAAAUCAGAAUCCACAUGGCCACCCUUCACCUCUCAUGGCCUCCAAUGGCACUGAAACAUCCACAGUUGAAUACCCAUUCAGCUUCAUGCUUCAAAGUAAAACCAGCAGGUAUCGGAAUGAUCGAGAAAAGCCGUCGGCGGCCCUGCAUAAUUCGAUCUUACAAAGUAGUGAUAGAGCAUGAAGGCAGCACCACAGCGAUGGAGGUAGACCCUGACGAGACCAUCCUCUCGAAAGCACUCGACUCUGGCUUGUCCGUUCCUCACGACUGCAAGCUUGGGGUCUGCAUGACAUGCCCUGCAAGGCUUCUCAGCGGCUCCGUCGAUCAGAGCGAGGGAAUGCUCAGUGACGAUGUCGUCGAACGCGGCUAUACGCUGCUCUGUGUCUCCUACCCUCUUUCUGAUUGUCACAUUCGGACCAUCCCUGAGGAUGAACUACUCUCGCUGCAAUUGGCAACUGCCAAUGACUAGGUUCUGCUUCAGGUCUACGGAGUCGCUUAUUUCAAUGGAAUUCCUGCUAUGCUUCCAAAAAAAAAAUUAUUUUUUGUGAGAUAGAAUGGGAUCUAGUAGGUCUAGUUCUAUAGGUUUUAGUUUCUCAUCAAUGUAAAUGAUAUUAUCUGAGUCUCAAGUUGGCAUGAUUUCCGUGUACCCACUGCAAAAUUCUCCAAUUCAAAUGGUCAUACCAGUGCAGGUCAUGAGCUUCUCCACCA